This is a messenger RNA of Frankliniella occidentalis (western flower thrips), 3541 nucleotides long. RefSeq lists its product as uncharacterized. The transcript has 13 exons. The record is from RefSeq and is a predicted model, not a curated record. Lineage: Eukaryota; Metazoa; Arthropoda; Insecta; Thysanoptera; Thripidae. The coding region runs from base 249 to 3227 and encodes 992 amino acids.
CAGUCGACGGCCGACCGGCGAGGGAGCAGGACGUGUGUGCAGUGCCGUCCGCGCCGUUCGGGGAGCCGCCAACCAGUGCGAGAGCCAGGACGAAACGCGAGUGUCACAGUGCCCCGUGCAAGUUCAGUGCCAGUGCAAGUGCAGUGCGAGUGCUAGUGCAGUGCAGUGUGAGGCGGGAGCGUUAGACCCGGGCGUGCCAUGUAGGCGUCGCCGCCUUCCUCUCUCAGCCCGCGCAGCAGUGGACGGGCAUGACGGAUAUGUCGACCGUGCUGUUCCCCUGGAUGUGCUACAACCCGCCGCGGUCCGUCAUCGUCGCCAACCCCGUCCCCGGCGUCGUGCCCGGCCUGCCCUUCGGCGGCCACCCCGGCCUGCACCACCACCACCAACACCACCAGAGCGCCGUGCUGGGCCUCCACCCGGCCGCCGUGCCAAGCACCUCCGCGACGACCACCUGCUCGGGGAUACCGACCGGGAUACCCUACCCAGGCUGGACGCAGCACCCAGGCAUGGCGGCGAUGGCCCCCUACGGCCCGCCCGCCAGGUCGCCGUCGGCCAAGGGCCCCAAGGCGUCGCCGCCGGCCAAGACCAGGACGCCGCCCAGGACGCCGCCCAAGAGGCCGGCCCCCAUCGCGUCCCCGAGACGAAUCAGUGUCUCAGCAUUAGUCAGUCGAUUGAACUGUUCAAGUUCCAUGAGUGAUGCAGGCAGCCAAGGAAGUCCUGAGGCAGAAGGGUGCAGUACGGAAGAGAAUGCUCAGGAGAAGAAUUUUCCAUGGCUCAACACCUUUUCCAAGCAGUGUCGUUCUGCUGUAGGAUCCAAGAGUAUGAAACAACUGGAUGAUUUACUCACUGUGUAUAUAGAGCAUGUGACACCACACUACCGGGACUGCCACAAGCUACCAAACAAAGCAGCCAAGUUGAAGCGGAACAUCAACGACACUAUGAUCUUCUUCCAUAUGCUCUACAUGGAUAUUAGGGAGCCAUUAGAAAAUGCAUUUUACUAUGAUAAGAUGACAGAACUGAUGGCCAUGUACCUAGAUUUGGAGAUUACUGCUGCUCGGAGAGGAAAAGACACUGAAAAAACAGUUACCAAUAAGCUCUCUACAUCUCUGUAUACUUUCCUAGAUCACUCUGAAGAUCAUAUUUUAGAUGCUCUCUUAAAAACAAAACUUAUUAAUAAGCAUUCCAAGAAGGUUUGUGUACCACUUCUUAGGAAAAUUUUAUCAGAACUUGUGGUACGAAGGCCUCUUGCAGAAUUGACAUACGUUAGAUUUCUGCUGUCAUUCAAGCUAUGGAAAAAUGUCGUAGCAGAUGUGGAAGAACGCCGAGCCAUCAACAAAUUGGCAGUUCAACGACUUCACCCUCCCCCUGAAUAUUUUCUGGAUCAUGAAAUAGCAAGAUGCCAUACAGAAGUAUUACCAAGAAUUCCCAAGUCAAAGAAAAAUUGUACCUUGUUCUAUCUUGGAGCAAAAUUCAGUGUCAAAGAUGCUUGCAGGGCCCUGUUUCGAUACUGUAAAGACACUUCCCGUUCUAAUGUUUAUCGACGAAAUAUGACAACAUCUGAGGAAAUAGAAAAACCAUUUGUAAUUUCAUCUAGGAUUUCUUCAGGAAACAUGAAUGAUGUUGAAGAAAGUGGAAGCUGUAGCCUUAUCAAUGACAUCUGGAGUACAAUAUCGAAUGGUGAAUCAAGCAGUUGUCUGCUAGAGGAAUCUGACAUGUUUAGUGAAGUUCAAAUGGAAGAAAAGAAUGAUUCUGUAUCUCCUAAAAAGAAAAAGCUACAACCUGAUAGUCCUGAUUCUAGAAUAGAUGUAAUAGACAAAACAAGAAGAAAAGACAAUAGAAAGAAAAAAGAAACCUCUGUACCUGAUCCUAAAUUUGUGAUGCUGAAGACUGAAGGUGCAGCAGAUCCAAUAUCUGCUUCAAGUGCAGCUAAAGGUGUUCAGGACUGUUGUUUGGGGUCUGCCUUUAUGAUGGAACAGGUGAACAAGGUUGGAGUGGCACAGACUCAUGUAAAAGUAGAUCCGUGCGAGUCUGAAAUGCCCACAAGUAGUAGGCAGCACUCUGUUCUCGAGUCAUUGGUCUAUGCUCAGCCUGGCUCUGAUAAUGAAGCGGUUGCUUCAUCUUCAGUUAGCCCUGAUGCAGGCUCUGUGCCACCCUCACAUCUUGACACCAAUGAGUGUGAUUCAUCUGUAGAAAUUUUGCAAUCUAGACAAGUUUCUACAGAUGUAAGCCUUCCAUUAGAUCUAAAACCCUCAUUGAAUAUGGACGGAAAAGUUGCUAAAGAAGAUCUAUUACUAUUCAGUGGGAAUGAUCCAGCUGCUGACGAGGCUGCAGUCUAUGAUUCAUUCCCAGAAUUUGGUGGCAUGUUUCGUCUUAAUGACGAUCUCUUCAACUGCCGAUCGUUUGAAGGAAUAGACCAAUCAUCAAUGAUGUAUCGCCGCGCUGAUGUGACUGGCUCUCUUCCGUUCCAAGGCAGCCCCCUACUUGAAGAAGAUGAAGAUGAGUUCAAAUUCAGGUGGACAAGUGUCCCAGACUUUUCAAAUGUUCAGAGCACGAUCAUCAAUCAAUCAUCAGGCACUGGAUCGUCUUCAGAUCUCUCAUGUUAUGCUGGUGUGGAGUCCAAGGCCGCACCAGAAGGGAGUGAGGAACCCAAGCUUGGACAAGACAUGAAGGCCGGAAAGGGAGCCUCUCAAGGUGUGCAGCGUGGUGGUAGAACGAGUAGACGCAGAAGUGAGCAGGCCACAAUUGAUUCUACUUGUGGAGGAGUCCUUGCUGACCUUGGUUUAGGAUCCACUGCACUUGAAUCCGACCUAGUUGACUUAGGUUUAGAUGAUCUUGGGCUUGUAAAAGCCCUUGGUGGUGGUUUGGGUGAAAAUCUGGGUGGUGAUUUCCCUGCUUCUAGUGGAGAUGAUGAAAAUAUGGGUGAUACUCGUGUCGAAGUAGCUCAACCCAGUACAUUACCUCCAAAACCUCCUACAUCAGAUGUUCGUCGGGGAAGGCCACCAAAACGAAGAGGUUCCAACUCAAGCCAAACUGCAGUGGCUAGCACCACCUCAUCUCCGUCAAGUAAUGCUGUUGUUCCAAAGAAACCUCGGCAAAAAACCACUUCCAUUUGUGCUCUACCUCUUACUCGAAGUAUUGCUGACGCUGUGGGAAUUAGGCUACCAGAUCCAAUUAAAGAGAUGGUGACUAACAUUCGCAAGCAACAGUCAAAGAAGAGUGUGCUGUGAACUAUUGUACCUAACAGAUGGUUUGCUAACCAUGCCUGUAAAUUGUUUUUAAAAAUGAAUUUUGUUAAAAGGAAUGAAUGGAUGCAUUAAAACUAAUCCAUCUUUUUCAUUUUUGUGACAAGAUUGUAUAUACGUACCAUUAUUACGUACUUUUAAAUCAACUCAGUAUUACCAGUCAUGUGUUGGAGUUUUCUCUAUCAUGUUCCCUUAAACAGUGCCCACCUUAUUUAUACUUGCCUUCAAAAUAUAUUGCCCUGUCCUUAAACUGUACACUAUUAAAAAUAAAGGAAAAUGUCUUUUUUAAGAAAAAAAAA